AAAUAGCAAACGGCAAUCCAAGUGCAUUCAAGCUGGAGUCUCCAACGACGUCAACCCUCAACUAGACCCGGAUCUUUGGCUAUAUGCAGUACAUGGUACUGUAAAGACUUGCUACGAAUCAGGACUUUUCUUUUCAAGCAGUAAAACAAGCAGCAGUGAUGGAGGAUUCAGCAGUAAUUGAUCAGCAGCCCACCAACUCCGCGUACGAGCACCACCACCAUAUCGCCCAGGUAGCUCCGACCCCGUGCUAUGACGAUCUGUUCCCGGCUCUGCCGGAGAGCGCCCCGCCGCGCUUCAACAACCAAACUAUCCUGCCGGCAACGCAGAACAUGCGCGUCGGCAGCUCGGUUGUGACCCAGGUCUUCAUCGUACCGUCCGGUGAACGCAAGUACGACUCGGAUAAGUUUGGAGAGGGCGAAUCGUUGCGCACCUGUCAGAACAUCAUGAAGGAAACCAACGCCCAUAUCGAGAUCUCGAGUGGCAAGGAUCAAUCGUUGACCUUCCUGGUGACUGGUAAGCCGAACGAGGUGAUCGAAGCCCGCCGCAAGAUUCUGGUACACUUCCAGACGCAGGCUAGCAAGUCGAUCAGCAUCCCGCGGGAGCACCACCGCUGGAUCCUCGGCAAGAAGGGUGAGAGGUUGCGCGAACUGGAGAAGAUCACCGCAACGAAGAUCAUCGUACCACGCAUUACCGAUGGCUCGGAUAUUAUUACGAUCUCCGGUACCAAGGAGGGCAUCGAGAAGGCCGAGCAUGAGAUUCGUAUCACCUCGGAUGAGCAAUCGCGCAAGGCGUUCGAACGGGUUAACAUCCCGAAGAUCUAUCAUCCGUUUAUUAUGGGGCCGCAUAACGAAAAUGUCAACAAGAUGAUGGACGAAACCGGUGCAAAGAUCAACAUUCCGCCACCGUCAGUGCAGAAGGACGAAAUUAUCAUCACUGGCGAGAAGGAGGGAGUGCUCCAGGCGAAGACCCGCAUCGAAGCCAUCUGCAAGGAAAUGGAGAAAAAGUGCACCAGCGUUGGCGUUGAGGUUCCACGUGCUCAGCACAAGUAUAUUGUUGGACCAAAAGGUGCUACCAUCCAGGAGAUUUUGGCGAUGACUGGUGUUUCUGUGGAAAUGCCAGCUAGCGAUGCCCCGAACGAUACCAUCACUCUGCGUGGCCCGCAGGAUAAGCUCGGAAACGCUCUGAGCGUCGUGUACCAGAAGGCGAACUCUGUUCGCACUACGACGCUGGAGUGUCCCCAGUGGAUUCACAAGUACAUCAUUGGACGCGAGGGCGGUCAUAUCAAGGAAUUUACCGCUCAGUAUCCGAAUGUGCAUGUCGAAUUUAAUGAGGAUAGAAUCAAGAUCGAAGGUCCUCCAGAGCAGGUGGAAGCUUCCUCGGAGGCACUGGAGAAAAUAGUCAAUGGGCUAACCGAGCGUCUCACCUUUACGGAGAUGGUGGUGGAUCCGAUUUAUUGUAAGCAUAUUAUCGGUAAAAAUGGGUCCAACAUCAACCGUAUGAAGGAUGAGUACGAGGUGCUGAUCAACAUCGACGAAAAAGACCUGAAGCCGAUCCGUAUCGAGGGACCGGCCGAUGGCGUUGAGAGAGCAAAGCAGGAGCUGCUUGAUAAGAUAGCGAAACUGGAAAAUGAAAAGGAAGAGUCUAUCGUAAUUGACCAUCGUCUGUUCAAGACGAUCAUCGGUGCGAAAGGCGAAACGAUUCGAGAGAUCCGCGACAAGCAUAACCAAGUGCAGAUCGUCUUCCCCGGGCCGAACGACAAGUCGGACAUUGUUAAGAUUCGUGGACCUCGUGAGGAUGUGGACAAGUGUCACAAGUAUCUGACCAAAUAUGUUAAGGAGCUGCAGAAGAGCUCUUUCGUGAUGGAGGUUCCGAUCUUUAAGCAGUUCCAUAAGUACAUCAUUGGCAAGGGUGGUGCCAAUAUCAAAAAGAUCCGGGAUGAGACUCAGACAAAGAUUGAUCUCCCGGCGGAGGGUGAUAAGAAUGAGAUGAUUGUUAUCACUGGCAAGAAGGAGAACGUGAAGGAAGCCCGCGAUCGGAUUCAGAAGAUUCAGGAAGAACUUGCUAACAUUAUCACCGAGGAGAUUCAGAUUCCUCCGAAGUACUACAAUUCGCUGAUCGGUUCGGGUGGUAAGCUGAUUUCGUCGAUCAUGGAGGAAUGCGGUGGUGUUUCGAUCAAGUUCCCUAGUCCGGAAUCCAAGAGCGACCUGGUGGCUAUUCGUGGUCCGAAGGAGGAUGUCGAGCGUGCCAAGCAGCAGUUGGUGGAGUUGACCAACGAGAAGGAGCUGUCGUCCUACACGGCGGAGGUACGUGCCAAACCGCAGCACCACAAGUUCCUGAUUGGUAAGAAUGGCGCUUCCAUUAAGAAGAUUCGUGACCUGACUGGGGCCAGGAUUAUUUUCCCAGGAAACGAUGAGGAGGACAAAGAGGUGAUUACCAUCAUCGGGAAAAAGGAAGGCGUCGAAGAGGCCAAGAUUCAGUUACAGGCGAUUAUUAAGAAUAUUGAUAAUAUUGUUGAGGACGAGAUCAGCGUGGAGCCGAGACAUCACAAACAUUUUGUGGCUCGUCGUGGCGAGGUGCUGCAUCGAAUUUCGGAAGAAUGUGGUGGGGUUAUGAUUUCGUUCCCCCGCUCGGGAAUCGAUAGCGACCGAGUGACGUUGAAGGGUGCCAAGGACUGCAUUGAGGCAGCGAAGGCUAGAAUCCUGGAGAUAGUUGAAGAUUUGGUGCAAAUGGUUACGAUCGAGUGCAUUAUCGAUGCUCGUCAUCAUCGUAUCGUAAUGGGUAGGGCCGGAUCAAAGGUACAGGCCGUAACGGCGGAGUAUGAAGUGAGCAUCAAGUUUCCGGACCGGGAGAUGCAGGAUGCGUAUGUUGAGGAACAGCAAAAUGGAGAUGUUAAUGGUAUGGAACCCAUUAGAUCGUCGGACAUUAUUAGAAUCAGUGGUCGUAAGGACAAGUGCGAAAAAGCGAAGGAAGCUUUGCUGGCACUGAUUCCAGUUACGGAAGAAAUUAAUGUACCGUUUGAUUUGCAUCGUUCCUUGAUCGGACAGAAGGGACGUGAUGUCAGAGAGCUGAUGAAUACCUACGAUGUGCACAUCGAACUGUCCCCACAGGAUCAGAGGUUGGAUGUCAUUAAGGUGACCGGUGCGAAGACAUGUAUCGAAGAGGCGAAGCUUGCCAUUGCCAAGCGAAUUGAGGAGCUGGAAGCGGAUCGUAAGGAUCGUGAACUGCGUUCGUAUGAGGUCAAGGUUGAAAUCGAUCCGGAGUACCAUCCGAAAAUUAUUGGCCGUCGUGGUGCUGUUGUCAACAAAAUUCGUGGCGCCCACAAUGUGCAGAUUUCAUUUCCUAAGCAGGAUGACCCCAUCAACAACGUUAUCACCAUUCAAGGUUACGAGGCUAACGCUCUCGCAGCCCGGGAUGAGAUUUUGGGUAUCGUAGGUCAAUUGAGCUCUAUGUACCGCGAAGAGGUUUCGAUUGACGAACGCGUUCACCGUCGUUUCAUUGGUUUCAAGGGACGUCGCGUGCGCGAGAUUAAGGAACAGUUCAAGGUGGAACUGAACUUCCCGCGUUUAGAAGACAAGGAUCAGUCAGUCAUUGUCAUCAUCGGGUCCAAUCGGGACGAUGUGGAAGCUUGUCGCGAUCAUUUGCUCAACUUGGAGGAAGAAUUUUUGCAGGAUGUAGUCACGGCUGUGCCAUCGCAGCAGACUACCUUCACGCAGAUACUGGAGGAUUCGAUGAGCAACAAUCGGGAGCGCCCGAAGCACGGUUUUGUCGUGUCCGGGGCCCCAUGGCAACGCAAGACUCCGAACACUCAGUCGCAGGAAGAUUUCCCCGACUUUGGACUGGGGGCAGCCCCAGCCGAACCGGCUCCGAAAGCUUCGAUUUCUUCCGCUUGGAAUGCACGCCACUAAUAAGCAUGCUGGACAGGUGGCUUCCGCAAUUUAAUACAUAUAGGUUAGUUGUUAGAUGACAGAGAUAAAUGAAAAAAACCGAGUGAGUCAAGGAGAGAUCAGAGAGCAGACUAAGUCCCUUCCCCCCUCCCAUCUGGUUGUAAUUGACGCCGGUUUCGUAUUCCAAAUUGUGACCAUUGUACGUACGUAAGGGGAAACAUUUGGAUUAGCAUUUUUUAUCUCUCGCUCUCAAGCUCUGAAGACACUCUGCAUAUAUUUGUAUGUAUCCAAACAGCCUCAAGAAAAUCUACAUCGUGUGAAACAUCUUUACGAAACUAAGACAAAUAUUAUUGUUUAUCUUAUUUUUUUUUUUUUUGGUUUAAUGUUUUUGUUUUGUUUUGUGACCAGAAACUGAACUGCGGGAAUACAAGAUUAGUGCAAGUUGUACAUAAAACAAAAACAGACACCAGGGAGUUUUGAUUUUAGAAACUAGAAAGAACGCAAAAUCCGCAGCAAAAGUUAAAAACAAAACUUAUAUACUAGCUAGGCUUUCUACAUUUGUUCUUCGAUGUGAACAAUUUCAGCAUGCAGUACAAUGUUCGGUUAUUUUAAACAAAGUUAAUAGAUAUUAUUCCGAGAGCAACCAAAAUGAAAGAAAAAUCUAACCUAAAGUGCUCGAAAUGCAUGACAAAUAUUUUCAAACCUUAAUUUUUCGGUUCGGCUGACAAUGGUGCUAUCAGGAAUAGACAAUGGUUUUUGAGAUGGAUCCUCAAACUGAUUCGAAUGGUAUGGGUAAAUAAUUAUGUUCGGGUCCUUGAUGGUCAUGGAACGAAUAAACCGUCACGACAGGCAAUGAAAAUUAGGAUCUACCUUGAUCACUGCUUUAUUGGAACAUGUUUUUUUUUGUAGAUUCUGAAUAUAAUAUUAUAAUCCUGAAGGGACCUUUAAGGUAGUUGAAACAAAAAUACUCUCGCACACUAUGGGCUGAAUGAGUACUUGUACUAGUCUCAGCAUUGAAUUCAGGAAAGAUGAAUUAUAAUGAAAAAGGUGUCUGUUUAACCGUUGGUGUUUUGUGAACGAUCGGAAAUCUUGUUUCUGGCGCAGAUACGUACAGAAAAAAAAUAAAUUCAUAUGAAGCAUUUACUGUUUUCGGCUUGUCUUGAACGCUGGUGUUCUAAUAGAUUGUUUUUUAUUUUGAUUUGUAAACUAACAAUAAAAUAAAUAGAUUAAUUAGGUAUUGCGCCUUUUUCAUACUAAAACUAAAAAAUCACGAUUUAGAAGAAAAAUUCCGCUAUGUUAAAAUGGACUAUGCUUGGUACACUGUUUACACCAACACAACGCUAGCGGAAACUACUGAGAUUUGGCUGAUGCAGCAGACCGGCCAGCCUUUAUCGUAUUGUCAUCACCAAACAACCAGGCACUCUGGAGUUUGUGGAACAGAAUGACAAAGCGCAAACGCCUGUGCUGCACCAGCCAAAUCGCGACUUGAUUCCUUUCUCACUGCUGCUGCUGUUAAAAAAAAAAACAAACAAACAACAUUGGUUUAAGAAAAUAACAUCAUUCAUUGAACCAUUCGACUUAAAAAUAUGAUUGACCCCCCAACGCUCAUCGUCUUAACGGAUAUUCGAAAGGAAUUGUGGAAAACCUUAAAAAAGUUUCAAACCUACAGACUUUUUUGUGUUUGUGUUUUUAGUAGGAGAAUAGUUAUUUGGAAAAAAAGAUGUCAAAAAACAAAAGAGAAGGAGAAAACCUAUUGAUUUAAAAAUAGAGUGAAACUAAUAUAUUGAAAUAAAAAAUUAGAGUGUAAUAAUUACACUAUUGUAUGCAUACACUUUUUAAAAAAACAAAGCAGGCGGCAUGUUACAACAGAAGCGAACUGAGAAAAGAAGCAAUCUUUUUCAAACAUGGUAAGAAAAAUGUGUACCAAAAAGCACACAUACACAAGUUUGCUGCUCAAUCUGCGAAUAGCGCUCUCGGGUCUUGAAACCCGGGCGAACAUUGUCAGUCACUCACUACUCACUAGUGUAUGUAGUAGCAUUAUGGAACCAGAAAUCGGGAAGGUGAAGAAAACAGACAAAAUGCAAAAUAAAGUGGAUCAAGUUAAAUAAAUAAAAAAAAUCAGAUUGGUUAGGUUUGUUCUGUUUGUUUAAAUGUAUAAAAAGGAAACAAAAAAAAGUAAUAAAGCGAAGCAAAACCGACACAAAAGUGCAAAACCAGAAACUGUAGAACUCCUUGGUUGAUUUUGCAAUUUUUACAGUAACAAGCAAAACAAACUUUAUAUAUUUUUUGAUAAUCAAGUAUAGUGAAUAUAUGAAACUUUAAUAAUAGAAUUAUUUUUUUCUAUUGUUUUAAAAUAAUAAUAUACAACUAGUUUGAAAUCCUACUGAAAGUAAAUGGGUGAAUCAUGAGACCAUUGUGUGUGCGUAUCAAAUUAGUAGACAGACAUGAAAAACAAGCUCUAGAAACGAGACAUAACGUGGAGGAACAAUAAACGUUGUGGAACGAAUGUGAAGAAGAAGAAAAAAACAGUCACUAAAGACGAUUUAAAUUAUACACUCAAUCUACUAAUAAUAAUUAUUAUUAUAAACGAUAUACUAAUUGAGGCGAAGAACAGCAAGCAACUUACCUUUUUUUUUUGUAGGAUUGGAAAAGGGGACAUGAGAAAUAUCUAAAUUCAGUAACAGAGCAGGAGAAGUUAAUGAAUUAAAUAAGUGGAAACUAUUAACCUUUUUGCUGUGUAACGUCAAAGAAGAGGUGAAAUAAACUUAUUACAUUUUCCGUAAUUGUUUAAAAA
This is a messenger RNA of Topomyia yanbarensis, 6678 nucleotides long. RefSeq names its product vigilin (gene Dp1). The record is from RefSeq and is a predicted model, not a curated record. Bases 159 to 3905 code for a protein of 1248 amino acids. The transcript has 4 exons. Gene Ontology annotation, cellular component: cytoplasm; nucleus. NCBI's taxonomy places the organism in Eukaryota, Metazoa, Arthropoda, Insecta, Diptera, Culicidae. Gene Ontology annotation, molecular function: mRNA binding.